Molecule: messenger RNA, 1263 nt
Organism: Desarmillaria tabescens
Lineage: Eukaryota; Fungi; Basidiomycota; Agaricomycetes; Agaricales; Physalacriaceae
Exons: 4
Coding region: 1-1263 (420 amino acids)
Source: RefSeq, a predicted model, not a curated record
AUGGACUCUCCAUCAGCGCUACCUCCUCCGCUUCCUCGUCUUAGGGUAUCUCGAACACCUCGAAACAAUUUUGACAGUCCACAGUCAGGUCCAUCACGCCUCUCAGAUCCCAUCGCAAGCAACAGCGUUGAGCUCAAUAUCGGCGACGAGCCUUCGCGGAACUUGCUAUCUUCAUUCUCGAUAAUGGAUACAUCUGCCACUUUACCAGAAGAUACUCCAGCUGCCCGUCUACGUGCUGUCAUGGCCAGACUUCCUCCGCCAUCCUCGUCGUCUACUGCGAUACCAACUCCGCCAUCACCUUCAGAACGAGAGUCUGACUUUGAUCAGCCCCAUUUUGGUUCCUCAAAUGCUAGUGUUGCUCAAGAGAGCAUCAGAAGUAUAUUUUCUCGUGCUCGACGCGACCCAGGAGACACUCCACGAAAAGAUAACAGACCGAGGCGGAAUAGUUUCGAUGCUACUGAGGUGCAAGCUAGCCCUAGGGCCCAAAAAGUGAGGCAAGAGAGAGCAGGUAACAUAGGCAGAAGGCAGAGCAUGAGUGACGAAGAGAUCGAAAGUACGUACCUAUCUUCACGACACUCUCAUAGGUCUGAUCUCUCCGAUGCCGACGUCUUCAGUGCAAAUUCGAAGACCCCACGUGCCUUUGGUUCAAUACGCGAUUCAGCGAACGAUAGCAUUGACACCCAAGCUAUGGUCAACGACCUCGGUAACAACCAGACAACGCCUCCAGCUGCUACAAGCACUCCCCAGCACUCAUUGCAGAUGUCAUUGAACUCCUAUCUCCAAGCUCAGUCAAAUCUGCUAGAUCACGAUUCAGAAAUGCAGCGAGGGCUCCAAGUUUUCGAUAGUGAUGAAGGGGAAUCUCCGAAAGGUACGCAUUAUUUUCUGUUCAUUUACAGUAUAGUAAGGCUUGUUAUAGUUACUUUUUCGACUGCACCUCGAAAGAAACAGCCAGAUCCGCAGGCGACUAUUCGUCCACGUACGGUGGACCGUUCUAAAGCAUCCUCAAACACAAGUCGAAGCCUGACAGAGUUGAAGCGCUCCCAGUCAUUCUCUACCCCCAAACCUGAUCCGCCAAAGUCUCGCGCUAGUCAUUCGUCUUCUCGCUCAACCGAUUCCUCGCAUAAGAAAUCCCUUCACUCUUUCCCAAAGUCAACAGGGUAUUCUGGUUUGGCUAGGCGAGACAGCAUGAAUUCUGUAGACUCUUUUGAUGACCGUGCAACUUCAGAGGGGUCGCACGCAGAUCGUGAGUAUCCAGCAUUCUAA